Messenger RNA from Cucurbita moschata (crookneck pumpkin), 1288 nucleotides. Its product is annotated as exopolygalacturonase clone GBGE184-like. Gene Ontology annotation, biological process: carbohydrate metabolic process. The transcript has 4 exons. Lineage: Eukaryota; Viridiplantae; Streptophyta; Magnoliopsida; Cucurbitales; Cucurbitaceae. The record is from RefSeq and is a predicted model, not a curated record. Gene Ontology annotation, molecular function: polygalacturonase activity. Bases 37 to 1188 code for a protein of 383 amino acids.
CUGGCAAACACCGGCGGCAGUGUGGCAACAGAUGACAUGAAGGCGGCUGUUGAUCAGAAUGGGAAUGGUGAUGCAGUUUUUAAUGUUAAAAAUUAUGGAGCAAAAGCUGAUGGAAAGACCGAUGAUGCACAGGCAUUCAUGACGACGUGGAUUGCAGCAUGCCGGAACACGUCCGGUCCGGCGAAGUUUUUAAUCCCAGAAGGCACAUUUCUGGUGGGUCCGGUGGUUUUCGCCGGUCCGUGCCAAAGCAGGCCGAUCACCAUCGAAAUUCAGGGAACUGUGAAGGCCACAACCGAUAUUACUCAAUAUUCUUCAACUGAAUGGAUCUCCAUCGAAGACAUAAUCGGCUUCAUACUCACCGGCUCCGGCGUUUUUGACGGCCAAGGCGCCGCCGCGUGGCCCUACAAUGACUGCAAGACCAACAACAAGUGCCAGGCUCUUCCAAACUCGAUUAAAUUCUCGAAGGUGAACCAUUCAAUUGUUGAUGGGCUGACUUCAAUUAACAGCAAGGGCUUUCACACGACGGUGUUCAGAUGCUACAAUUUCACCGCAACCAACAUGAACAUUAUGGCUCCGGGAAACAGCCCCAAUACCGAUGGAAUGCACCUUAGCACCUCAACAUUGAUCAGCAUCUCUAACGGCGUCAUUGGCACCGGUGAUGAUUGUGUCUCUAUUGGCCAUAGUUGUGAGAAAGUCACCGUCACCAAUAUCACUUGUGGCCCUGGACAUGGCAUCAGUGUCGGUAGCUUGGGCAAGUAUAAAACAGAGAGAAGUGUGUUGGACGUUUUGGUGCAAAAUUGCACCCUUUUCAACACCACCAAUGGUGUCAGAAUCAAGACAUGGGCGGGCCUUGUGACGGGGUCGGCCAUGAGAAUAACCUUCGACAACAUUGUGAUGGAUAAAGUUAAAAACCCCAUAAUCAUUGAUCAAACCUACGGCACCAAAAAGAACAAGGCUUCGAAAUGGAAGAUCAGCGACGUUCACUUCAAGAACAUUCGCGGGACGUCGACGACGAACGUGGCAGUGUUGUUGGAGUGCAGCGAGUUGUUUCCAUGCGAGGGGGUGGAGCUUAGGGACAUAAACUUGUCUUACGGCGGCGCCAGCUUGAGGAAUACGACCACUGUUUCUUCAUGUUUGAAUGCAAAGAUCAAAACUUUUGGCGAGCAGAACCCGCCGGCUUGUGUGUAACAUUAGUGUUCAGUUUCUACGUUGGAUCCUUGGACUUUGAUGUCGUGUUUGGUCAGUGUUGACGGCCAAGCUUUCUUCAUAUAGUAUUCCAUUGUAAAAU